CAGGAAAGGAAAGAGGGAAAACCGAGUUGUGCUCCACAGAAUGUUGGGGCGUGUCACCCAGUAGCGCCUCCGCCGGGGAAAGGACUUGCUCUUGCUCGUGGAAAGCCGAACCCUCGGCCCGGUAGGGGGCGGGGGGGGGGGGGGAAGGUUAGAGAAGUGGAUGAUUCGUCGCUCUCCUCGUCGGGUCUUUCGGCGCGGGACGCUCCUAUGACCCCGGCUGGGGCCGCCGCCAAGCCGAGCGGGAGAGGAGCAAAGCCGCAGGAGAUGGCGUCUCAGCCGCCGCCUCCGCCGAAGCCUUGGGAGACUCGGAGGAUCCCGGGGGCAGGAACAGGACCCGGGCCCGGCCCCUCCUUCCAAUCUGCUGAUUUGGGUCCUACUUUAUUGACAAGGCCUGGGCAACCAACUCUUACAAGAGUACCCCCACCAAUUCUUCCAAGGCCAUCACAGCAGACAGGAAGCACCAAUCUCAACACUUUUAGACCUGCUUACACUUCCUUUUCUUCUGGUUAUGGAGCAUAUGGAAAUUCAUUUUAUGGAAACUACAAUCCUUAUAGUUAUGGAUAUGGUGGGUUAGGCUAUAACCGGUUCCGUAUGGAUGAUCUCCCUCCCAGCAGAUUUGUCCAGCAAGCUGAAGAAAGCAGCAGAGGUGCAUUUCAGUCCAUUGAAAGUAUUGUGCAUGCAUUUGCUUCUGUCAGUAUGAUGAUGGAUGCCACCUUUUCAGCUGUCUAUAACAGUUUUAGAGCUGUUUUGGAUGUAGCCAAUCAUUUUUCCCGGUUGAAAAUACAUUUCACAAAAGUGUUUUCAGCUUUCGCGUUAGUUAGGACUAUACGAUAUCUCUACAGAAGGUUGCAGCAGAUGAUGGGUUUAAGAAGAGGCUCUGAGAAUGAGGAUUUAUGGGCAGAAAGUGAAGGUACUGUGGCUUGCCUUGGCCCAGAAGAUAGAGCAGCUAACUCAGCAAAAUCUUGGCCAAUAUUCUUGUUCUUUGCUGUUAUCCUGGGGGGUCCUUAUCUUAUCUGGAAACUACUCUCCACCCACAGUGAGGAAGUAACAGCUACCACCAAUUGGGCAAGUGGUGAGGAUGACCAUGUUGUAGCUAGAGCAGAAUAUGAUUUUGCUGCUGUUUCUGAAGAAGAAAUUUCUUUCCGGGCUGGUGAUAUGCUAAACUUGGCACCCAAAGAACAACAGCCCAAAGUUCGUGGCUGGCUUCUUGCUAGCCUUGAUGGUCAAACAACAGGACUUGUGCCAGCUAAUUAUGUCAAAAUUCUUGGUAAAAGAAGAGGUAGGAAAACAGUGGAAUUGAAUAAGAUUACAGAGCAGCAACGAGCUUUUACCACCUCAGCCCUAAUUAGUGGAACUACUGCUGCUGACACAUUGGAGGAGCAGGAAGCUGCCUUUGAAUCGGUUUUUAUUGAAAAUAAUAAGGUUCCAGUUACAUCUGAAUCCACUGGCAAAAGUGGAGAUAAACAAGAUCUUUGAUAUCCUUCAUGUUUACUUACAAUUGAACUGUUUCCCAAAAAAAAUACAUUUUUGAUAUUUCUUUAAAAGAAAUAGCCCACAAUCUAAUGCAAACGUGUUUUGGCUCUCGUAGGUGUUUUUGCUGCUAGAAGAUAUUUAAAUUGUACUUUAGUAAGCUGGUUCAGAACAUGACCUGGUUUCAUUCUCAAGUUAUUGGAGUAGGAGGUUUUCUUGGUCUUGGAUUAAGACUGCCUAUUUCUCACCAAUUGCCCCAUUGUUUAUUGAAAGUUACUUUGAUGAGCUAUAGGAUGUAGUUUAUUGGAAUGUAGAACACUAAUUUUUUAAGACUUCUAAUGAGAUUGUCUGAGAAUCCUCAGAAAUUAGGAGAUAAUAUAUAAGAAAGUAAGAGCCAGGCAAAAAAAAAGAGGUUUUUAAGUAACAACUUCCCAAAGUGGGUUAAGGGCAGAUAGCCAGAGAUGUGUCCUUUAAGUAAGAACUCUUGGAUGAUAAGAAUUAUAUGACCUUUGUUGCAGCCCAGUUCUGCAUCAUUUGCUUUUGAUUAUAUUUUUCCACCAUUUAAGAAUAAUUUCUUAUUUAUCCUUUUUUUAAAAAUAUCUUGAAAAGUUCAGUAGAAGCAUUUCAAAUAAAACUGCUUCCUAGAAUGAUUUAAAGACUAUAUGCAGCACCAAAAUGUCCUCUGUGGUAGUUGUGAUUUUUUUUUUUUACUCCAGAAUGUCUCCAUUUCUUUGUGCUGAGAAUCCUACAUCUUUUGAGCUCUUAAAAUUAUGGCCUCUUUUAUGAAAAGAGAGUCAGAGCAGCUCUUUGAGGCUGAGUAAAAUGAUUUACCCAAUUCUAGCAGUGGUGAUGUUUAACUUUCUCAUUAAACCCUAUUUAUAUCUUAGUAUAAUUACUUUUUAAAAUUUCACCUGCAGAUAGUCUGCAAAGAUAUUAAAAAUAUUACAGGUUUUCGUUUAGAUUUAGGUUUUGCAGCUAACAAAGCAAAGCAGAUCACAAAAUACUAUAUUGCCAUUCAGUUAAGUAACCUACUUGAUUUGAGUUCUGUUUAAAUAAUGAUUUCAAAUGCAAUUAAAUUUCAGGGUGCUUAAAUAUCUUAUAGCAAAAUCUGGAGUUUCUUGUAAACCAUGAUCAUACAUGACAGUGAUUGGUAAAAAAUAAUUUUCUUUAACACUAAGCUCAAAAUAGUAAGGUGCUUUAAGAUGAUGUCUAAAACUGAAUUAUUUGGUGGAAUUAUGAUUAUGCUUUUACAUUUCUUCGCUUAAACUUUAUGUUCACUGAGUAAUUUUAGAACAGACUCUACAACAUGAGUAGCCUAAAUGAAAUUUACUAAAAGACAUCUCUGAAACUUGUUUUUAAAAUAGAUAUUAUUUAAAUUAGUACUCCUAUCUGAAGAAGAAAAUGAGUAUCUUAGAAUUUUAAAACAUAUGAGAGAGAUAAAAAGGUGUAGAGAAAAUGAACUUCCUAAAUAUGUUAUUUAGAGAUUCAGCCAAGGUAUAUAAACAAGUCUUUAAAUAUUAUUUUUAUUAUUGAUUUUUUUCUGAUUUUUGUGGUUCAUUCUUAGAUGUAAUUGUUGGGAUCCAGUUCAUGGAAUCUAAAUCGCAUACCAGAAUUCUUUCUAAAGCAGAUUACUUACUUAAUUUGAUGUUAGGACAGCCAAAUUGAAUGGGAGUACAAUGGAAGUAAAAAAGCCUUGAAACUUAGUGGUGGCCUCAUUAAAUUUGAUGGAAGUAUUUAUUUCCUAGGCUAGGGAUUGUGGUUGCUAUUAAGAAUGGAAAAGGAAUAACAGCACAAAGUAAUAAGGUGGAUAACUAUAAUUUCAUCUUCCAUUGGGGUAGUUCUUAUGUCCUUGAUGUUUUUAGUAUGGUAAGUUGCUAUAUAAAUUAUCUGAGUGGUGAGUAUAUGUAUGUGUGGGAGUCCCUAUUUUACUGGAAAACCAGGAAGGGAAUUGAGAAUUUUGAGUAAGCAAAGGAAGUCUGAACUUUCUGUUAUCAUGACCUUUACAAUAUAAUUUUUCAGGUAGGGCUAAAUGUGUUCACUGUUCAGGCCCCAAGUUUUCUCCUUUAUCAAUUAUUUAAUUAAGGAAUGGAUAUUUUAAAGAAACUAUUAACCAAAACAUUUUCAAGUUAAAUAACAUGAUCCUCACAUUAUCAGUAAGUAGACAUUUAGCAUUUUCAGUUUUUCUGAUUGUAUUCUUUGACCUAUUGACUUAAAGAAAACAAAGUAAAGAUACUGUAGUUUGUUAGUCAUUUAAUGUUUCAUUUUUAGGUAUCUGAUUUAGUCUAUCACUGUCAUAACUAUACAUUAACUUGAAUAAAAUUAUACUUUGUUGUUUUCUUAAUGGAAAAAAGAGACAGAAAAUGGAUACAGUUAAAAUAUAUUUUAUUUUUUAAAUGAUUGUGAAAUCACAUGUACUGUAUAAAUAAAAAUAAAUUAAGUUUCACUGAUAUUUUCUGCAGGUGACCUGAUAACUCUAUUUUUCAAUUCCAAAAGCUAGUAUGAGAAGUGUUUGGUUUUUUUAAAGUUAAUUUUCUCAUGUCAUGCACAUCGGAUUAUUUCCAACCCAUUUACAUGUUCUCUUUCUUCUGGAUUUAAACACUUCCCAAUAAAAAUAGUUUUAUUUUCUUAUAAAAGUUAUAUUAAAUGCUGUAUAACUGGUGUAAAGAAGCUAGGACAGUGAAUCAGAAGACCUGGACCUAGCACCAUCACUAAUUAUUCAUGCGUCCUUGGGCAAGUCACAUAACCAUUUGUCUCAGCUGCAGAAAAGGAAGAAAUAUGUGCCCUACCUACUUCACAGGGUUGUUGUGAGAAUCAAAUGAGAUUAUGUGUUUAUAAAAAUUAUUUGAAAAGCAUAAUAUGAUAACUGUUGGGAUAGAGACACAGCCAUGAUUUUGGCAGUAGGCAAUACAUUUAUUCGAACACUGUAUAAGUAAAUAUUAGUCCUGGAGAAUGGAAGAAGGUGGAGAAGACUACAAAUUUUAUAAUUUUAAAUUUUUUCAUAAAGGUACCUAACAGAACAGAAGGUCUUAACUUGGGGUCUGUGAACCACCCCCCUCCCCACUGUCGUUUGUGGAUUGAUUUCAGAGGGUCCAUUAACUUGGGGGGGAUGGAAGAGAAUUCAUCUUUUUUCUCUCUAACCUCUAAUGGAAAUUUAACAUUUCCUUCAAUUUUGAAUGUUGGCAACAAACGUUUUUAGAAGAAGGGAUCCAUAGAUGUUACCAAACUACCAUUGAAGUUCAUGACACAAGAAGGCUUAAGAACCUCUGCUAUAGAGCUGAAAUGUAGCCAUUGGUAACAGUAAUAUUGUCAUGUUUGUGUAGAAUACUUUUUUACCCUCAAAAAGCUUGUUUUAUCAAUUAUGACAUAGUUAUACAUGGCAUAUAUAUUAUAAUUACAUAUAAUUGUGCACAAAAUAAAAAGUACUUCUGCCAAA
Molecule: messenger RNA, 4903 nt
Organism: Trichosurus vulpecula (common brushtail)
Lineage: Eukaryota; Metazoa; Chordata; Mammalia; Diprotodontia; Phalangeridae
Gene: PEX13
Product: peroxisomal biogenesis factor 13
Exons: 4
Coding region: 208-1476 (422 amino acids)
Biological process (GO): protein import into peroxisome matrix, docking
Cellular component (GO): peroxisomal importomer complex; peroxisome; peroxisomal membrane
Molecular function (GO): protein binding
Source: RefSeq, a predicted model, not a curated record